AUGGAGAACGAAUUUCUUGGUCAAAAACAACGCGUUGGUCGUUUGGUCAAUGCGGCAAUCAUGGCAAUCACCGAGGCAUCUGGGCUUACGCUCAACAUUGAUUCGGGAUUGUUGGAGAUGAGCGACGUUCGGGAGGACGUCAUUCGGGUGAAAGCGGAUGUGGACGGCUCGUUGGAGUGUCUGUCGACAGCAAGAAGUGAUCAGACGAAUUACAUCCAAAUGGAAAUUUAUAUAGCUACAAUCACGGGAAUAGUCAUGGAUAUGAAGUACAGAGGUGUAGACAUUGACAUGCCUGCCACAUACUUGAGAGUAGUUGAUAAGUUCCCGAAAGAAAUGAGGGAGAAGCUGAGAGCGAAAGUUCACAGUGAUAAAUACAAUGGAAAAUAUGAAAAGUUGGAAGAAAUGAUUUCAAAGAUCAUUACUACCAAAGUAUUGAUCCAAAAGGAGGAAGAAAAGAAAGAAAAGGUGAAAGACUUUGAUGUCAAUGCGACUGAAAGUCUGGGCGAGUCUCAUUAG
Messenger RNA from Caenorhabditis elegans, 516 nucleotides. RefSeq names its product Robl_LC7 domain-containing protein (gene ZC53.2). The record is from RefSeq and is marked reviewed. NCBI's taxonomy places the organism in Eukaryota, Metazoa, Nematoda, Chromadorea, Rhabditida, Rhabditidae. Bases 1 to 516 code for a protein of 171 amino acids. The transcript has a single exon.